UAUCAGACCUAUUUAUUGCCAUGUACUGUAUCGGUUUCACUCUCACCGCCCUGUGCCUGCAGCUGCACCCUGCAGCGCUCACUCGCUCACUGACUCACUCCCCUCCCCUGGCCUCCUCCUCCUCCUCCUCUCUCUCUCUCCACUAUCUCCCACAGCCGAACCAACAUGCAGGGGCGCAGCAGGGACGCCGCCACCAUUGCUGCAGCGGUGGCGUGCGCAGCUGUGCUGCUCCUCGGCGACGCCUGGAGCGUCUCGGCGCAGGCGGCGGCGGAGGAGGACAAGAUAAGCGCCCUGCCGGGGCAGCCGCCGGUGGGCUUCGCACAGUACUCCGGUUACAUCCCGGUGGACGCCGCGGGGAAGCGCUCCCUCUUCUACUACUUCGCCGAGGCGGAGGCGGAUCCGGCGGCCAAGCCGCUCGUGCUCUGGCUCAAUGGAGGGCCUGGGUGCUCAUCCGUGGGAGUGGGGGCGUUCUCAGAGAAUGGGCCGUUCAGGCCUAGCGGCAAUGCGCUAACGAGGAACGAGUACAGCUGGAACAAAGAGGCCAAUAUGCUGUAUCUGGAGAGCCCUGCAGGGGUUGGCUUUUCAUACUCCACUGAUCCUGCCUUCUAUGAGGGUGUUGGUGACAGCAUGACAGCCAGAGACAACUUGAAGUUCUUGCAAGGCUGGUUCGCCAGGUUCCCGCAGUACAAGGGCAGGGACCUGUAUAUCACAGGAGAGAGCUACGCUGGCCACUACGUUCCACAGUUAGCCCAGCGCAUGGUUGAGUUCAACAAGAAGGAGAAGCUAUUCAACCUGAAAGGCAUUGCUCUUGGCAACCCUGUGCUGGAGUUCUCCACCGACUUCAACUCGCGGGCGGAGUUCUUCUGGUCGCACGGCCUGAUAUCGGACUCCACCUACAACAUCUUCACGACGGUGUGCAACUACUCGCGGUACGUGAGCGAGUACUACCGCGGCUCCCUGAGCACGGCCUGCGACAGGGUGAUGAGCCAGGUGGCGAGGGAGACGAGCAGGUUCGUCGACAAGUACGACGUCACCCUGGACGUCUGCAUCUCGUCGGUGCUCAUGCAGUCCCAGGUCCUCGUCCCUCAGCAAGGGAGCAGGGAGCUGGACGUGUGCGUGGAGGACGAGACGAUGCGGUACCUGAACCGGAAGGACGUGCAGCAGGCCAUGCACGCGCGCCUCGACGGCGUGCAGAGGUGGACGGUCUGCAGCAGCAGCGUUCUGGAGUACAAGCAGCUGGACCUCCAGAUCCCGACCGUGAACACCGUGGGCGCGCUCGUGAAGGCGGGCAUCCCCGCGCUGGUGUACAGCGGCGACCAGGACUCGGUGAUCCCGCUGACGGGCAGCAGGACGCUGGUGGGGCGGCUGGCGGCCAGGCUCCGGCUCAACGCCACGGCGCCGUACCGGGCCUGGUUCCAGGGGAAGCAGGUGGGCGGGUGGACGCAGGUGUUCGGCGGCGGCGCCCUGUCCUUCGCCACGGUGCGCGGCGCGUCCCACGAGGCGCCCUUCUCGCAGCCCGAGCGCUCGCUCGGCCUCUUCAGGGCGUUCCUCGCCGGACAGCAGUUGCCGGAAUCGUUCCAGUGACGACGGAACGUUCCUCUUCCUCGUCUAGUGUAUGUUCAUUGUAAGCGUGUACGUGCAGCUCACCGUAUGUCGUCAUCAUCCGGCCGCUCGACACUGGCAAAACAACCCAAAUGGGUUCUUGUUCUUCUCCAGGUGUAAUCAGGACGAAAAUAAUAUCAUUGGGAGGGAUGAGAUUGUGUGUCGUCGGAUAUACCGCGGACGGCUUUCAAUGUUGUAGGCUUAGUACAACUGUAAUAUGCACAUGCUGGUUCAAAUUU
This is a messenger RNA of Zea mays, 1841 nucleotides long. RefSeq names its product Serine carboxypeptidase-like 46. The record is from RefSeq and is a predicted model, not a curated record. Gene Ontology annotation, biological process: proteolysis. Gene Ontology annotation, molecular function: serine-type carboxypeptidase activity. Gene Ontology annotation, cellular component: vacuole. Bases 166 to 1584 code for a protein of 472 amino acids. Lineage: Eukaryota; Viridiplantae; Streptophyta; Magnoliopsida; Poales; Poaceae. The transcript has 8 exons.